Molecule: messenger RNA, 2601 nt
Organism: Coffea eugenioides
Lineage: Eukaryota; Viridiplantae; Streptophyta; Magnoliopsida; Gentianales; Rubiaceae
Exons: 1
Coding region: 1-2601 (866 amino acids)
Source: RefSeq, a predicted model, not a curated record
AUGGAAAGCAACAAGGAUGAGGCAAUUAAGGCGAAAGAAAUGGCGGAGCAGAAGUUGGCAGAAAAUGACAUAUUGGGAGCCAAGAGAUUUGCUUCCAAGGCUCAGAGUCUGUUUCCCAGACUUGAAGGCCUUUCGCAGAUUCUACAAACACUCAAUAUUUAUGCUGCUGCUGAGAGAAAGGUGAAUGGAGAAUUGGACUGGUACAAGAUCCUCGGAGUGCAUCCCCUGGCUGAUGCUGAGACAAUCAAGAAACAGUAUCGGAAAUUGGCACUGGCUCUCCACCCUGAUAAGAACAAGGCAGUUGGGGCAGAUGGCGCAUUUAAGAUUCUCUCUGAAGCAUGGAGUUUGCUCUCUGAUAAGGUUAAGCGAGCUGCUUAUGAUGAGAAGCAGAACAUAAGGGCAUUGUAUCAAAAGGGUGCUGGUCAGAAUCCACCAGGUGGCGUCAAGGAGUAUGGUAAUGAAAAUUUUACCAACACAUCAUCAACCGUGAGUAAGCCUUCUGUUCCAGUUAAUACCCAGACUGAUUCUGCACCUCCUACAGCUACCUUUUGGACUCAAUGCACAAGAUGUCUUAUAAAGUAUCAGUAUUUGGCUGAGCACCGAAACUGUAUUCUUGUCUGUUAUAAGUGUCUUCAGCCCUUUAUGGCAGCAGAGAUGCCUUCUCUACCCGUGAAUAACAACCCUACAUCCACCCCAAGGUCCCAGUACCCACAAGAACAAGGUAGCCAUCCUGGUAACAAUGCUUCCUCUGAUUCUGGAAGAAAUUUCCCUCCGAUCCCAAAAACUGAACCUCUUGGGUUUCCAGGUGUUGGCUUGAACAAUAAGGCAAAUGUUCCACAGGGUUCAUCUUUCAAAUUUGGUGGUUCAGGAAGUAUGUCUACACCGGCUACUGCUGCUGCUCAACCUGCGACUGUCCCACAGGGUUCAUCUUUCGUAUUUGGUGGUUCUAGAAAUAUGUCUACUCCAGCCACUGCUGCUGCGCAACCUGCAAAGGUUCCACAGGAUUCAUCUUUCAAAUUUGGUGGUUCCAGAAGUAUGUCUACACCGGCCACCACCGCUGCUGCUCAACCUGCGACUGUGUCAGAGGGUUCAUCUUUCGUAUUUGGUGGUUCCAGAAGUAUGUCUACACCAGCCACCGCUGCUGCCCAACCUGCAAAGGUUCCACAGGAUUCAUCUUUCAAAUUUGGUGGUUCCAGAAGUAUGUCUACACUGGCCACCACCGCUGCUGCUCAACCUACAUUUACUUUCCAGCGGAUGGGUGAAAAUUUAAAGAGAGGACGCGAAGAGGCUGCUACUGGUAAAGUGCAUAAAGAGUUCCUGAAAAGAGAUCCUUCUAAGAAGUCUGAUUCUGGUUCACCAUCUUAUAAUGUCUCCAGUUCUGGUAAAGUAGAUAAGACAGCAAAGAAGAGACGCGUUGAUCAACAUAAAGCAAGAGUCGCUGGGAAAGAUGUAAAGACUCGGGCCCGGGGAGUUAGUGGACGUGGAAAUUCUCGUGGAAAUCAAAUGGCUAAGUCUGGAGCAGAGAAAGUUGACAACUUGCCGAAGAGUUUAAGGGAACUGUCGCAGUCAGAAAUCCGAGAGAUGCUGAUGGUAAAGGCAAGGACCGAAAUCCGCAAGAAGUUACAGCAGUGGAAUGUGGCUGCUGUACAGAAGUCUUCAGAUGCAACUGCCUCCAUGAGUACCCCCAAGCCAGAUGCACUGGGAAGCUUGCCUUCUGCUUCAAUUACUGGCUCUAACACAGAAGCUGCUGCCAUUGUGACAAUGGAUGUCCCUGAUCCAGAGUUCUACGAUUUUGACAAAGACAGGGUGGAGAAAUCAUUUACCAAGAACCAGGUUUGGGCUUCUUAUGACAACGAGGAUGGUAUGCCUCGUUUUUAUGCAUUUAUUCAUAAAGUGUUGUCCAGAGAGCCCUUCGAAGUUCAGAUUAGUUGGUUACAUUCCAAAAGCAGCAGCGAAUUUGGUCCAAAAAAAUGGGUGGGCCGUGGAUUUGCAAAAACUUGUGGAGUUUUCAGAAUUGGCAAAUAUGGAGUGAAUAAGGCACUCAAUUCUUUUUCGCACAGGGUUAGUUGGAACAAAGGUGCAAAGGGGGUUAUUCAAAUAGUUCCAAAAAAGGGAGAUGUCUGGGCUUUAUAUAGGAACUGGUCUUCUGAUUGGGACGAGCUCACUCCAAAUGAUGUCAUACGUCAGUAUGAUAUGGUUGAAGUGCUUCAAGACUACAAUGAGGAGCAAGGUGUUGCUGUUGCUCCAUUAGUCAAAACUGCAGGUUUCAGGUCUGUAUUUCACCGGCAUUUGGACAAAAAUAAGAUCUACAAAAUUCCAAGAGAAGAGAUGUUCCGGUUUUCUCAUCAGGUAGCUUCGUACCUACUUACUGGUCAAGAAGCUCAAGCUGCCCCAAAGGAUUGUCGUGAACUAGAUACAGCAGCUAUGCCUUUGGAACUUCUCCAGGUUCUAAAAGAAGCCAAGGAGGGAGAAGUUGGAAAAAUAGCUGAUGAAGUGACUGCAACAGGAAAUGUGGAUGCAACACCGAGUACAGAAGAUGUCAAACAUGUUGAACCACAACCAAUUUUGGUGUACUCGAGGAGAUCCAGGGGAAGCAGGUAG